Molecule: messenger RNA, 1371 nt
Organism: Neurospora tetrasperma FGSC 2508
Lineage: Eukaryota; Fungi; Ascomycota; Sordariomycetes; Sordariales; Sordariaceae
Exons: 2
Coding region: 73-1371 (432 amino acids)
Biological process (GO): intra-Golgi vesicle-mediated transport
Cellular component (GO): COG complex
Source: RefSeq, a predicted model, not a curated record
CACGACCACAUACACAUAGUACACACAAGACACACAUACACACAUACACACAUACACACGACAGCCGUUACAAUGAGUGUCGCCAACGACGACGAGCCGUCCUACAUCGACUACGAGACCUUUCUCGACCCAGGGUUCAGCCCCGCCGCCUUCGCAAACACGCUUGUGCUGGCGACCAACAACCCCAACGAUGCGCCCCUCGACCUCUCAACACCCCUCUCACGCGUCCUCUUUGACAUCCAGGAGAUCGACUCCCAUAUCGACGUCCUAACUACCCGAUCCGCCAUCCCGCUCCUCACACAUACCAAAGAACAGACCGAAGCCAGCGGGCGCAUCGUCGGGGAACUCGACACCCAGAUCAAGGCCCUCAACGACAGCUACAAACAGCUCGAAAAGGAGGUUAUCCAGAAACAUGCCGAAGCCGAAGAAGUCCGUCUUGUGGCCUCCCGUCUCUGGGAAACCCUCAAGCUGGGCCGAGCAGUAGGCCGCGCUCUCCAACUCGGUCGCCAGCUUGAAGUCCAACACGCCGAACUGACUGGUUCUGCCUCAACAACCGUCACCACCUCCUCCGCCAGUUACGGCAUCGAGCGCGUCGCCGUCAUCCGCACUCUGCGCGACAACAUCUACCUCCCCACCGAACGCUCAGUCCGCGAAUCCGCCGAGCGCAUCAUCCGCGAGUUUUCCAUGGGAUCUGCGUCGGGUACCUUGACCUUUGCCCAGUCCGAAGAAACCAGGGCGCGAACUGUCUCCGGCCUAACAACGCUCUACCUCUUGUCGCCAACCACGCUCGCUAAGAACGAAAAGUGGUCGCCAACCCUGAUGCUCCAAUCUCUCGAAUCCUACCUCCGUACCGCUCUGCAAUCCUCUACCGCGUCCUUGUCCCGUGCCCUGGCUACCCUGCCUUCGCUGGAACGCACACUAGCAGACGUCACAGCCCGCUGCCAAAACGUCGUCGCUUUGGAAGCCGUGCUAGAAGCAACCAAGAUUCCCUCUCACCCCUUGGUCCAGGGGCAGCAAGCCACGCCCAAAACAGGAGGAAACAUGCUUCAGCCUUUGCUGGCGUACUUGGAAACCGGUUCAUUAGCGAGUUAUUUCUGGAGAACGAUGGCGAGCAAUCUGGCGCCGAGGGUACAGGAGAUUAUGAACAAGGGAGGGGUGUCGGCGAGGACACUGAGGACGAAUAGGCAGAGUGUCGGGGAGGCGAUCAAGGAGUGUGUGGUGAAGGGCUGUGUGUUGCCUAGUGCGGUGGCGGGGGCGGCAUCCGGGGAUAGGGGAAGGAAUGAUGAGAUGAAGGAUGGGGAGAAGAGUGGACGCUGGGAGAGGGAGGUUGCGGUUAUGGUGGGGAGUGUGGUCAAUAAUAUUGGGAGGUAA